Messenger RNA from Trichophyton rubrum CBS 118892, 1788 nucleotides. RefSeq lists its product as uncharacterized. The record is from RefSeq and is a predicted model, not a curated record. Lineage: Eukaryota; Fungi; Ascomycota; Eurotiomycetes; Onygenales; Arthrodermataceae. The transcript is spliced from 2 exons. The coding region runs from base 1 to 1788 and encodes 595 amino acids.
AUGUCUGGAUUAAAUCCUUUCCGCCAUAAGAAAGCCGUCUCUACUGCUGCUCCCGGAGCCGUUGCUGCGCCAGAAACAGCGUCUUCUUCGUCUUCGCAAACGGCCGCAAGUGACUCCGCAUCCCUCCCCACGGCACAGCCAGGCAACAGACCUCGCGGCCAGGACAAACGGCAGACAGGGCAGGACGAUGACGGCAGACGGCCUGGGCCCGCAGAGGAAUGGCUUGCCGGCCUGGAGGUAGACGUUGCCAGGCAGAAACACGGCCAAACGCAGCAGCACUACGGCUUGUCCAGGCCGCUGUUUGAGAACAGUGAACUCCCCACUUCUCGUUCGGCUUCGAACCCAAAGACCGUUCGCAUCGCUUCUCCCCCGGCAAAACAGAUACCUUCACCCGGCAACAACGACAUCAAUGACGGCGAAGAAGGGUAUUUUGGCUCUAACCUCUCUGAAUAUACGUCUGCUGGGUCAGUGGGGCGACAGAUGUCGGGCCAUCGCCCUUCAACGCCGGGUGUUCAGCCAGCCGAGGAUCCGUUCAAUGCUGCUAUCGGUAGCUCCGGGAGCUCCGGCGAGGACGACGAUGGUGACGAAGAUGACGAGAUAGAACGCCUGAAUGCGCGGGGAAAAGACGGCCUGGGCCUCGGGCUAGGUCCCGUUGCUGAUAUGCCGUCUCUACGAAGGGUGUCGUACCACGGGGAUCUGCGGAGCAAAGGACAGGAGCAGGAUCAUGCUGAAGCCGGAGCUACGAAGAAGAGAGCAACGAUGGACGUCGAUGCGUUUAAGAGGCUGCUACUCACGGGGGAUACGGCUGGGAAUACCAACGAGGGCAGAGAUUUGUCUACUGCCGCCACUACCGCGCAAGAGAACCAGACCAAGCCUGCCGGUGAGAAGAAGCCGCAAAAGCCACCUCCGCCAAAGUCCCGGAGAGGAAAAGCCAUAUCCUCCUCCUCUCGCAGCUCAGAGUCGACUGAAAAGUCUACGGAAGCUACUGGCCCCGUUUCCCCCCAAGCAACAAGCCAGACCAAGUCACCCGCCUCUUCCAUACAUGGAGCUCAACCCCCUUCGCCCCCCGCUCGGCGUCAGGCAGCACAAUCAGAGCCAGUUCCGCCUGCCCAUACUCAGCAUAAAAGACCUCCAACGCCUCCCAUAACACGUCGGCACAGCCAGAUGAAACGGAGCGGUACAAAUACCUCAAGACUAGCCCUACCGCCCGGUUCUACCAAGCCUUUGAAUAGAUCUGCUUCCUUGAACAGUGCUACGCAUCCCAAGACUCCUCCUCCUCCGCCAUCUAGAAGGACCAGAACAGGCAGUACCACAGAUCACGGAUCAACCGCCUCGUCUAUACACGACACUUCAUCAGUUGAUACCCCUAUACAAAAAGCAGAAUCAGAAACCUCCCCACCGCAUAACCCACACCUUCAGGCCCCAAGCCAUACAUAUACCCACAUCCAUCCGCCAACAUCAACAGCAAGACCACAACCUCCCCCACCGCGCCGAACAGCCGGUUCAACCCACUCGUCUCAUUCAACAGAAACAAAUCACGCCUCAUCCACCUCUACUUCCACUAGAAGGCCAUCUUCAAUAUCAACGGAGACAGAAGACCAUCCUAUACCACCGCCUCCUCCGCCUCAUCGCAAAACUAGUCGAGGCAGCAACCCGCCUGAACCAGACAUUUCACCUCCAUCAAACGCAAAUGAUAUACUAGCCAAUCUAUCCCAGCUCCAGCACGACCUCGACGAGUUUCGCGGCCAGUAUGGGGACCGUGACCGUGACCCAAGUACAAAGAAGUGA